Molecule: messenger RNA, 1464 nt
Organism: Hansenula ciferrii
Lineage: Eukaryota; Fungi; Ascomycota; Saccharomycetes; Phaffomycetales; Wickerhamomycetaceae
Gene: ALG11
Product: alpha-1,2-mannosyltransferase ALG11
Exons: 1
Coding region: 1-1464 (487 amino acids)
Biological process (GO): protein N-linked glycosylation
Cellular component (GO): endoplasmic reticulum membrane
Molecular function (GO): GDP-Man:Man(3)GlcNAc(2)-PP-Dol alpha-1,2-mannosyltransferase activity
Source: RefSeq, a predicted model, not a curated record
AUGUCUUCUGGGAAAACAUUUGGAUAUUUCCAUCCAUAUUGUAACGCUGGUGGUGGUGGUGAACGUGUUCUUUGGCAAGCUGUUGAAGCUACAUUAAACAAUAAUAGAUCCAAUAAAGUGGUGAUAUAUACAGGGGAUAUUGAUUCUUCAAGUGAUGAGAUUGUUUUCAAUGUGAAUAAAAGAUUCAAUAUUGAUUUAUCAAAAGUUCAGAAUAAUAGAUUAAAAUUCAUAUUCUUGAAUAAUAGAUCAUUAGUUGAUCCUAAAACUUGGCCAAUUUUAACUUUAUUAGGUCAAGCUAUUGGUUCAAUUAUAUUAGCUUAUGAAGCUGCUACCAAAUUCAAGCCUGAUGUUUGGGUAGAAACUAUGGGGUACCCUUUCACUUAUCUAUUAAUUCAUUAUCUUUUAGGAGUUCCAAUUUUAACUUAUACACAUUAUCCAGUUAUUUCAAAAGAUAUGUUGGGUAAAUUAAAUCCUUCAUUCACUUCUAUUUAUGGAUUAAAACAAAUUAUCAAGUAUAUCUAUUGGCAAAUAUUUAUGUUUAUCUAUACAAUUGCAGGUUAUUAUGCUGAUAUUGCAACAACAAAUUCUACUUGGACUUUUAAUCAUAUUAAAUCUAUAUGGUGGAAAAAUAAAGAUAUAAGUAUAAUUUAUCCACCUUGUUCAACUGAAAAUUUUGUUAAAUUAGAUGAUGGCUCAAGUUGGAAUAGGGAAAAUACCAUAGUAUCUGUUGCUCAAUUUCGUCCUGAAAAGAGACAUGGUUUAAUAUUACAAGAAUAUUCAAUUUUUUUACAAACAAUAACAAAUUUAUCAAAAGCUCCAAAAUUAGUACUUAUUGGAUCUAUAAGAGGUAAAUCUGAUGAAGAUUAUGUUAAAGAUUUACAAAAACAAGCAAAUGAUUUGAAAAUUCCAAAAAGUCAUAUUGAAUUCAUUCUUGAUGCUAAAUAUGAAGUUAUUCAACAAUAUUUACAAAAAUCUUCAUUUGGUUUAAAUGCCAUGUGGAAUGAACAUUUUGGUAUUGCUGUUGUGGAAUACGUUGCAAGUGGUCUUGUUCCAUUGGUUCAUGCAAGUGCUGGUCCAUUAUUAGAUAUUGUAGUACCUUGGGAUUCAAAAUUACAAAAACAAUCUGAUCAUAAUUCAAUCAAUAAUAGAACUGGAUUUUUCUUUAAAGAUAAAACAGAUCCAGAUUUUAAUAAUUUAAAUGAUCAAUCAAAAUAUCCUUCAUUAUCAGAAGUUUUCAUUGAAGUUUCUUCUUUAACAAAUGAUGAAAAAUUACAAAUCACAAAAAGAGGUAAGGAAUGUGUUUUAACAAAAUUUUCUGAUCAAACAUUCGAUUUAAAAUGGAUUGAAGCAAUUGGAAAAAUUGAAAAAAUUCCUAAAACUUCACCAAAGUUGAAUUUCUUAAUUCUAGGAAUUGUCUUCUUCGUGGGAUUAAUCGUUUCUAUAGUCAAAGGUAUAAAGAAUUAA